GGCUCGGGAUGAUCCUCCCCGCGGAAAAGAGGAGCGCCGCGCCCGGGGCCUGGGCGGCUGCAGGCUCAGCCCACGGCAAGGCACUGCUCAAGAUGAGCUCCUCGUCGCUGCUGCAGGAGAGCUCCAUCGAGCCGCCGGUGCUGCUGAGCGACAUCAAGACGGAACCCCCGGAGGAGCUCUUGGCCAGCGACUGCAGCCAGCCCCAGGCGGAGCCGGUUGACCUGUCCCUCAACAAGCCCAAGGCCUCGCUGCAGCCUCCCUUGUCGCUGCCCUCCUCCAUCCGCUCCUCGCCCAUGCUGGCAAUGCCUCCCGUCCAGGCCCCCGUGGUCUCCAUGUCGCCCACGGGGCUGGGAUCGUCCUCGGCCAUCCCUGCGGUGCUUUCCCCGGGCUCCAUCCUGGCUUCUACCCAGGGCAGCGGCGGGCAACAGAUCCUGCACGUCAUCCACACCAUCCCCUCCGUCAACCUCCCCAGCAAGAUGGGCAACCUUCAGACCAUCCCUGUGGUGGUGCAGUCCCUGCCUGUGGUGUAUACGACGAUGCCCAGCGACGGUGUCACCGCUGCCAUCACUGUCCCGCUCAUUGGUGGCGACGGCAAGAACGCUGGCUCUGUGAAAGUCGACCCGAGCUCCAUGUGCCCCGUGGAUAUGAACAGCGACAGUGAAGACAGUGCCGUGGAGAGCGGCCCGGCGUUCUUCUCAGACCUGCAGAGAGAGCCCUCAGUGGGACGGAUGCAGCUGGCAGAGUCUCCUGACCUGAAGAAGAGGCGGAUCCACCAGUGUGACUUCGAGGGCUGCAACAAAGUUUACACAAAGAGUUCACACUUAAAAGCACACAGGAGGAUACAUACAGGAGAGAAGCCGUACAAAUGCACCUGGGAGGGCUGCACCUGGAAGUUUGCUCGCUCCGAUGAGCUGACUCGGCACUUCCGAAAGCACACGGGCAUCAAGCCUUUCCGUUGCUCGGACUGCGACCGCAGCUUUUCUCGCUCCGACCACUUGGCUUUGCAUCGCCGGAGGCACAUCAUGAUGUGAGGGGGAUUACCCCCGCCCCCUUCGGCCAUGGAAGGAGGAGAACAGGUCCCCACAGCUGGCUGAGUUCCUGC
Messenger RNA from Euleptes europaea (tarantolino), 1102 nucleotides. It is a transcript of the gene KLF8, whose product is annotated as KLF transcription factor 8. Bases 9 to 1031 code for a protein of 340 amino acids. The transcript has 5 exons. The record is from RefSeq and is a predicted model, not a curated record. Gene Ontology annotation, molecular function: DNA-binding transcription factor activity, RNA polymerase II-specific; RNA polymerase II cis-regulatory region sequence-specific DNA binding. Gene Ontology annotation, biological process: regulation of transcription by RNA polymerase II. Lineage: Eukaryota; Metazoa; Chordata; Lepidosauria; Squamata; Sphaerodactylidae.